CGUUGGGUUGACUUCAACAUUAAGUGCGAUUUUUCCUUACGCUUAAAUUAAUAAAGCCACCAUGAGCUCUGGAAAGCAUUUUGGCAAAGGCUCUGCCAAGCCCGCUUUGCCCGAUGAUGGAGUCCUCCGCCUCUACUCGAUGCGUUUCUGUCCCUACGCCCAGCGUGUCCAUCUCGUCCUGAAUGCCAAGAAGGUUGACUAUCAUACCGUAUUCAUCAAUCUUACCGAGAAGCCAGAGUGGCUGGUGGAGGUGAGCCCGCUUCUGAAGGUUCCUGCUCUGCAGCUGGUGGCGGAAAAGGAUCAGCCCUCACUCAUCGAGUCCCUGAUCAUUGCCGAGUACUUGGACGAGAAGUAUCCGCAGAAUCCGCUCCUGCCCAAGGAUGCACUGAAGCGUGCCCAAGACAAGAUUUUGCUGGAGCGCUUCAGCGGCAUAACCAAUGCCUUCAUGAAGAUCCUGAUGCAAAAAACGGGACUGGAUGACUUCUGGACGGCCCUGGACAUCUUCGAACAAGAGCUGACUAAGCGGGGCACUAGCUUCUUCGGCGGCGAUAAACCCACCUUCGUGGAUUACAUGAUCUGGCCCUGGCUAGAGCGUCUGGCUGUGAUUGAGUUUGAGCUGAAGGACACAUACAACUUCGACGAGAAGCGAUUCCCUAAGGUGGCCCGUUUGAUUACCCUUCUGAAGGAGGAUGAAGCGGUCAAGGCCUUCUAUGCCACUCCCGAACAGCACCAAGAAUUCUGGCGCACCCGCAAGUCCGGCAAUGCCAAUUACGAUCUGCUGGCUUAGAUCAAAAGCUAAUUUCUAGUCUCAAAUUUUAACUCAAGUUUUAAAUACAAAAAAAGAAAAAAGAACUAUGUAAA
Messenger RNA from Drosophila serrata, 861 nucleotides. RefSeq names its product Glutathione S transferase O3 (gene GstO3). Gene Ontology annotation, cellular component: cytoplasm. The record is from RefSeq and is a predicted model, not a curated record. Gene Ontology annotation, molecular function: glutathione transferase activity; glutathione dehydrogenase (ascorbate) activity. Lineage: Eukaryota; Metazoa; Arthropoda; Insecta; Diptera; Drosophilidae. Gene Ontology annotation, biological process: glutathione metabolic process.